GGCAGAUUAAGGCGUUCUAGUUUCUUGCAGUCGCCUUACUGCAUCGUCUAAAACAAUUUACGACCUUUAUCUUUUGAUCAUGCUUCAGAUGAAACAAUAUAGGAACAAACGAAAAAUGUGCAGUUGCAUCCGGUCGAGACGAGAGGCUGCUGUGAACGAUUCAGGAAAUUUUCAAGAUUGAUUCUCUCAGAUGCUACAAUUGGACUAAAUUGCUAAUAGACCUACUUCAUGAUGUCUGGAUCUCAGGGUCAUAAACAAGAUGGAGAGGCCCCUAAGGACCCAAUGAUACGUUACCGGAGUUACCUGCAUGGAGGCACUUCCAGCUUGUUGUCGGCGCUCCCCACUUUUAUUGUGUUCCCUGUGUACAAGACAAUAUUUCGUCAACAAAUCCACAAUACUCCAGUGCAUCGUGCUGUGGGCCAGCUUUAUAAAGAAGGCCCCCUGAAGCUUUAUCGGGGUGUGGCUCCUCCAUUAGUCAUGCGAACACUUAAUGGUACUCUCCUCUUUGGUCUUCAGGAUACUCUUCUUCACAGUCUUUCCCAGACAUCUCUUAUUACAAACAUCCCAACCUCAGCUUUGCCAGCAAUGGCUGGUUUUGGUGCUGGUAUUGUUGAAGCUCUGAUUUUCACUCCCUUUGAACGUGUCCAGAAUGUCUUACAGAACAGUCAGAAUGAUUCUCGUCUACCCACCCUGAAGAGUGUACUUGUCAUGCUGAACACUGAGCGGAAAGCUACAGGGUUUUAUAGAGGCCUCCUGCCAAUGACUGCUCGUAAUGCACUGGGAAGUGCUCUCUAUUUUGGCUUAAAAGGACCUAUGUGUGCGGCUGUAGCUGGAGGAGGGUUGUCUCCUCUGGCAGCAUCUUUUGUAUCUGGGACAUUAACCUCCAUGGCCAUCAGCUUGACCCUGUACCCACUGUCUGUGCUGGUGGCUAACAUGCAGGCAGAAGUGGGCAGGGACCUCAAGGGAGUGUGGGGAUGCUGGAAACACCUGAUGGAGUCCAGACAGUGGAGCAUUGCUUUGUUGUACCGAGGUGGUACCCUGGUGAUCCUCAGAUCAUGUAUCACAUGGGGACUCACAACUGCCCUUUAUGACAGACAAUAGAAGCGCUCGGGCUGAGAACAGGUGGUGUUACUUGUAGUGGCAAUAGUAUCUUUAAUUUUCUGAAAUGAUCUCUACCUCAGUCAUUUGAACAAGUUCAGAUCUAGCUUCAUAGCAGUGUGUUUCUUACUGGUGUUCAAUGCAGUUGCAUUAAUUUUAAAUGAAAGACAUCUACUUGUUUUUGACAGGAAGUAUUAUUUUACCUGUCAAAUUAACCACUUCCUGCAUACACAUAGACUAAGAGACUAUAUUAAAUCUACUGUGGAUCUAAUUGAAAUAUCAUGUAUCCAGACCUGCCACUUAUGAACCCAAGGUUUGUCAAAUGUGCCUUGAACUAUUUAGUGUGUGUUUACAAUACAUUUUAGUGAACAGCCAAAUUGUUAGAUCAUGUAGACAUACAAAAUGAGCAGUAUUAUAUUGCCACUUUAUCAACAUAAUCUAAAUAAAUGGCAAACUGACA
This is a messenger RNA of Boleophthalmus pectinirostris (great blue-spotted mudskipper), 1558 nucleotides long. RefSeq names its product solute carrier family 25 member 53. The record is from RefSeq and is a predicted model, not a curated record. NCBI's taxonomy places the organism in Eukaryota, Metazoa, Chordata, Actinopteri, Gobiiformes, Gobiidae. Bases 229 to 1101 code for a protein of 290 amino acids. The transcript has 2 exons.